AUGCCCUCGCCGCCCGCCCUGCCCUGGCUGCUGGCCGCCUGCUGCCUCUGCGCCCUGCCGCGGGGCUCAGGCUUCCCGCAGCCUUUCUCUCGCCACCGGGACGCUGUGGAGCUGCCCCCGAACCAGCAACUGGCGCUGUGUUUCAGUCAGUGGAUGGAAAUGUCCGAUCAACCCCAGAUCUCGAGCACUGUUUUGGAUCUCUGUUAUUCCAUAUUCAAUAGCAUGCAUAAAAAUGAGGAAUCACAGAUUGCUUCUGCAAACCUUGCAAAGAAGGAUAGUCAUGGAACUCUGGGACGGCCUUUCUUCCUUUUCAGGCCUCGAAAUGGAAGAACUAUUGAAGGCAGUGAAUAUCGUGGAAUGUGAAGUUCGUGGAUUCAUUUACCAGCUCGAUGACUUGGUUUACAUAAAGGAAAG
Messenger RNA from Melozone crissalis (California towhee), 414 nucleotides. RefSeq names its product neuromedin S (gene NMS). The transcript is spliced from 8 exons. The record is from RefSeq and is a predicted model, not a curated record. The coding region runs from base 1 to 363 and encodes 120 amino acids. NCBI's taxonomy places the organism in Eukaryota, Metazoa, Chordata, Aves, Passeriformes, Passerellidae.